This is a messenger RNA of Colletotrichum abscissum, 345 nucleotides long. RefSeq lists its product as uncharacterized. The coding region runs from base 1 to 345 and encodes 114 amino acids. The record is from RefSeq and is a predicted model, not a curated record. The transcript has a single exon. NCBI's taxonomy places the organism in Eukaryota, Fungi, Ascomycota, Sordariomycetes, Glomerellales, Glomerellaceae.
AUGGGGAACGGACCGGGACAGACACACAGGGCCAAACAUGAGGAAGAACAUGACACUCACUUGUCUGCGAGGGAUCCAUUGCUAUUGCCAAUGCCAGUGCCAGCGCCAGCGCCAUUGCCCUCCGUCUUGAGGCGCAUGGACGACUUGCGCGAUGCUGGGAUGGGGUUGCUGGAGGGUCUCACGGUGGCCGAUGAUCGGGUGCUGUCGGUACUGGUGCUCGUGAGAGAGCUGAAGCGGGAGCCGGCCUCAUUCCUCGUCAUUGUCGCCAGGCCGUCGCGAGAGGGCGCAGAGCCAUGUCAUUCCCGAGAAACAAGGUUGAGAGAAACAGAGGGGACUGGCACCUAG